AUGGCUUCCUCCAUUCCAUUUCAAGACCUUAACCUGCCCCCAUAUCCCACCAGUCCCAGCUCCUUCACCCAGUCCCCCAUCAUUGUUCCAAAUAUGGAACCAAAUCUAGAAACCUUUCAUGAAGGAAUGCCGUUGAUCAUUCCAGAUCCUCAAUUCUCAAGAAACAUAGAUUCUGCACCCCUGGCGCAGGACCCAAACCAGGAUCGACGCGUCUUCGAUAGGCGGUCCUCACAAUUGGUGAGGAUGAACAAUCUGACCCCAGAAGAACAGAGGGUCCUCCGGGAGGACGUGAGGAGGACGAAGAUGCUUUUUGAUUCACUGCGGAUUUCAGUUUCUUCAGAGAAAGAUGAGCUGUUCAGACUGGGUAACGAAGAAGGGCGUUCUCGAAUCCGUAGCGAUUUAAAAGCAUAUUCCACCAUGAAAAACAAGGGCCUUUGGCUAAAUCGUGAUAAGAGGGUGGUGGGCUCAAUUCCUGGCAUAGAAAUAGGGGAUGUUUUCCUUUCGAGGAUAGAGCUUCAAGUGCUGGGAUUGCAUGGGCAAAUUCAAGCUGGAAUCGACUUCGUUCCAGCUAACCAAAGCACCAACGGGGAGUCGGUGGCGACAAGUAUAGUUGUAAACGAAGGAUUCAAAGAUGAUCAAGAUUUAGGAAAGGAGAUUAUCUAUUGUGGUCAAGGUAAUCAAAUUUCUAAUCAGAGGAUGGAAGGUGGGAAUUUCGCCCUUCAAACAAGUUAUGAUCGAGAAGUGGAAAUCAGAGUCAUAAGAGGAUUCAAAUACGAAGGAAGUGAAACCGCGAAGAUAUAUGUGUACGAUGGUUUAUACAUAAUGACCGAAAUUUGGCUCGACAUUGGAAGAUCCGGGUAUCAAGUGUACAAAUUUCAACUCGAACGAGUUGAAAAUCAAGCUCGUACAGGGACUCGUGCUUUUAGGUUUACUGAGGACGUCAAGAACGCACCUCAAUCCAUUCUUAGCCUUGAUAUUUCUAUGGGUAAAGAAAGAUUAUUUCCAAUCUCUUUUUUUAAUGUUGUUGACAAUGAUUGUGGACCAAUGCACUAUAAGUACAUUUCCACAACCAUUUUUCCUAGUACGGUUAAUCUCACUCUCGAUGAAGAUUUUGGAUGUGGAUGUGGAUGUGUUGAUGGUUGUUUUGACAACUGCUCAUGUUGUUGGAAUAAUGGAGGGGAGGUGGUCACGAGUGCACAAGCACGGGAAAUGUCUAUUAAUGGAGAUCUUUUAAUCGAUGGAAAGUUGUUUGGCGACAAGUGGAAAGAAUGGGGAGAUUUAUCUAGGGCCGUCGAUGAUUAUGUGAUCCCAACGUAUCCUCCCUCGCAACCCUUGGAUUUCAUGAUAGACUUGUCUAAGUUUAGAAACUUGGCAAGUUAUAUGAGGCAUGAGAAUAACGAGCUAGUCGCAAAUGUUUUGGUGCAAAAGGUGUUGUAUAGUCAUCGUAAUAUUUUUUACCCACAUCUAAUGCUUUUUGCAAUGGAGAAUAUCCCUCCUUGUAGAGAGCUUAUUCUUGAUUAUAAGGAUGUUUAG
Molecule: messenger RNA, 1533 nt
Organism: Impatiens glandulifera
Lineage: Eukaryota; Viridiplantae; Streptophyta; Magnoliopsida; Ericales; Balsaminaceae
Product: histone-lysine N-methyltransferase family member SUVH2-like
Exons: 2
Coding region: 1-1533 (510 amino acids)
Cellular component (GO): nucleus
Molecular function (GO): zinc ion binding; histone methyltransferase activity
Source: RefSeq, a predicted model, not a curated record